Messenger RNA from Botrytis cinerea B05.10, 1355 nucleotides. RefSeq lists its product as hypothetical. Lineage: Eukaryota; Fungi; Ascomycota; Leotiomycetes; Helotiales; Sclerotiniaceae. Bases 282 to 1091 code for a protein of 269 amino acids. The record is from RefSeq and is a predicted model, not a curated record. The transcript is spliced from 2 exons.
GGCAAUUGUUUUAUUCACACAGCGUAUGCAAUUAUCCCUCUUGCAUAUACAGAACAAACGACAAAGCCUAUUAUUCAGAUUUUGGUUUGCUAGAAAUCCAAUCUUUGAUCUGUCACUUUUCCUUAAUUGUGCUUUCUAUAGUACAACCCCUUCUUUAUUUCACAUAGUUUCCACGUUCUCAGUUGGAAAUCAACUUGACCACAAUUUAUAUCUACCACACACAGCAUCACCGUACCCCAAUUCCGACCUACAAGGAGGAGACGUUUGAAGUACUUGUGAAAAUGCCUUCGGCCCCAAAUUUCGAUCUUUACGAGGCUCUCGAGGUCCCCAGGGAUGCGUCUGCACAAGACAUUAAAAAAUCGUACCGUCGACUAGCAAGAGUCCAUCAUCCAGAUAAGAAUCUUGAAAAUGUCAAUGCCACUGAAAAAUUUCAAAAGGUACAAGCUGCUUACGAAAUACUAUCUGAUGAGCGUCAACGCAGAGACUAUGACCAGCCAGUUCUUUUAAAUCUGUUUAGUGGUCAUGGAAGGCAGUACCACCCACCAGAAAACUACGAAGAUGAGUAUGAUGGGAUGGAGGAGAUGAUGUUCGACCAAUUUCUACGCAUUUUCUUUACUCGCGCAUCAUCAAGACCCGGCUAUAACCGAUCUGCUGAAUUCGAGGCCGAAAUGGAACGCAGAGAACGGGAAGCGAAAUUGAGGAGAGAAGCAGAGGCUGCCUGGGAAGCUGAUCGAGCCACUGCCCGACUCGAAAAAGCGCGACGAGACGCUGCCGAAAAAGCCAAGCGUGACGCCAAAGCCGAGUUGAAAAAGACAAUGGAAGAUGAUGCAGCUAAUCUGAAAGAGAAGACUGAGAUGGAAUACAAGUUGAAGAUGGAGCUCAUAUUUGCUGCGAACGGUUGUGUCACGGAUGCUGAGAAGCAAACGUGCUGCGAGCACUGCUUCUUUUGGCCAAAGGAACAUAUGAAGAGAAAGUUCAAGUGUUUAACCUGUGGCCAGAAGAGAGGAAUGACACAGUAUAAAUGCCCAUACUGUGCCUUGGCUCUCUGUCAACUGUGUCUUGGUGCAAAAAGGUUUACAAAGAAACUGUAGACGAUAAGUCACCAACCGAAGGAAAGAAACCGCAGAUCUACACGAGAUCUUUGUAAGUCCCUAAUAUCUCAUGCUGUGGUAAACGUACGUCACGCAUAGCGUGGACAGAAUGAUCAUUGGUAGUUCAUGACCUAUCAAAGGCGAAGUUUAGUAAAGUUCCAAUAGCGUUGAAGUUUCUUCAGAACUCUCAUGGUUUCAACUUGGGAAGAAAAGUGGGAGAGGAAUACCAGAUAGAAUUACAGGAAAAUGAUUCAUCUUUGGUCA